Molecule: messenger RNA, 784 nt
Organism: Scomber scombrus (Atlantic mackerel)
Lineage: Eukaryota; Metazoa; Chordata; Actinopteri; Scombriformes; Scombridae
Gene: sf3b5
Product: splicing factor 3b, subunit 5
Exons: 2
Coding region: 74-334 (86 amino acids)
Biological process (GO): mRNA splicing, via spliceosome
Cellular component (GO): precatalytic spliceosome; U2 snRNP
Source: RefSeq, a predicted model, not a curated record
ACCGGAAGUCUUAGCCUCGUUUGCUUUACGAAAAAGUCCGACUAUUAUUUACACCUCUUCACAUCAAAUCAAGAUGACAGACAGAUACAACAUCCACAGUCAGCUGGAGCAUCUCCAGUCUAAGUACAUCGGCACCGGACACGCCGACACCAGCAAAUGGGAAUGGCUGGUCAACCAGCACAGAGACUCUUACUGCUCCUACAUGGGACACUUUGACCUGCUCAACUACUUCUCUGUGGCUGAAAACGAGAGCAAAGCGCGCGUUCGCUUCAACCUGAUGGAGAAGAUGCUACAGCCGUGUGGACCACCAGCAGACAAGCCUGACGAUGCCUAGGUUACAAUGGAGUGAGCUGUGGAGGUUUUUUAACAGGAUCUUUUAUUAUGUUUUUGAUGGACAUUCAACUUGAUUCUACCAAACAUUUUCAAUGUUAUACUCAAUGUUAUAAUUUCACAUUUCUUGCCAUAAAAUUAGCACUGCUGUGUUCUUAAUACUGGUCCACUUGCACAACAGAAGAUACCUGGACUCAUAUAUUUACAUUUUUUGCAUCUGGACUGCUGAAAAACAUUGAUUCUCACCCCUUACAGCUCUGCAGCUUUCAGGGAAGUUACCUACUAAAAAGAAUCAGUGUGGAAAGUAGGAAGGUCUCCAUGACCUUUUUACAGAAAAUCAUAACAAAUAUUUGUUAUUGCUACAUUACAGAGAAUGGGAACUGUUUAGAGGCACUCAUCUGUCAUGUAUUGGUAGUUCUUGAUUGAAAUGUUUGUUUUGAUUAAACUUUGUAUU